Messenger RNA from Rotaria socialis, 774 nucleotides. Lineage: Eukaryota; Metazoa; Rotifera; Eurotatoria; Philodinida; Philodinidae. The record is from the annotation of a GenBank genome assembly.
AUGAUCGAUACUCAACCCAAUCAACCGAAUGGAUUAAGUGAUAUGAUAAAGAAGAAUGAUCGAACAAAGACAUAUGAGGAAGGAAAGCUUGAUGAUCAACCGACCAUGAAUUAUUUAGAUCUAAGGGAAACUCCAUCAUCACCAAAGAGAUGGAAACCGUGGAUUGAUUCGAAUUUUAUCAAUAUUCUAAAAGACAGCCCGAAAGACGAUAGAAAGAAAAGGCAGAGAAAACGACUUGGUGCAUUUGUGAUGCCGUCACCUUGCUGUUGUAUCUCUAUUGUCGCAGGUAUUAUUGGAGUUAUUUUACUGGGUGCUCUAAUAACUGCUAUUAUUUUUAUGGUAACGCCAGCAAGUUUGAUAGUAAAGUCUUCUAUAUCGACUGCAACAACGAGCGAGACAACAACAGCAACAACAACAACAAGUAGUACAACAACUGAUACAGCUAGCACAAUUGUAACAAGCACAACAACUGAUACAACUACCACAACAAGCACAACGGCUGAAACAGCAACGACAACAGCCAUCAUUACAACGACUGAUACAACUACCACAACUGCAACAAGCACAAUGGCUGAAACAGCAACGACAACAACUAUCAUUACAACGAAUGAUACAACUACCACAACAGCCACGAAAACAACAACAAGCACUGUAACAACCGCUACGACUAGCCGUACGACGACGACAGCCACAAGUUCAUCAAGUAUCGAUUUUCUUUUUUUUAUCCAUGAAAAAAAAUUCGAGAAAGUAUGCAUUCCAACGAAAACGUUUUAA